Eublepharis macularius is the source of this 1025-nucleotide messenger RNA. RefSeq names its product chromosome 2 C11orf58 homolog (gene C2H11orf58). Bases 110 to 634 code for a protein of 174 amino acids. The record is from RefSeq and is a predicted model, not a curated record. The transcript is spliced from 5 exons. Lineage: Eukaryota; Metazoa; Chordata; Lepidosauria; Squamata; Eublepharidae.
CCCUCAGUCGUUCUUUCGCACAUGCGUUUUGUAAAGCAGCUCCUUUUUCAAGCAGGGAGAGAAAGUAGCCCUCGGAGGGGUUGUGAUCUGGGCGGUCUGGCGUGGGAAGAUGUGCGCCGCCAAAGAGUCCCAGCCUGGGGUCAGCCGCGGAGUGAAGAGAGCGGCUUCCCCGGACCUUGGAUCUAGCAGCUGGGAGGCAGCUGACUUGGGUAAUGAAGAAAGAAAGCAAAAGUUCUUGAGACUUAUGGGUGCUGGGAAGAAAGAACAUACUGGCCGCCUAGUUAUUGGAGACCACAGAUCAACUUCUCAUUUCAGAACAGGAGAAGAAGACAAGAAAAUGAAUGAUGAGCUUGAGACUCAGUUCCAGCAAAGUAUGGAUAGCACCAUGUCAGGAAGGAACCGGCGGCAUUGUGGACUUGGUUUCAGUGAGCUGGAGGAAGCUAAAGAACAGGAGGAUUCAAGAGAUUCCCUGGAGCCAGAAAGCUCAGAGGACUCUGAAAGUGAAUCUGACUCUGAGGACGAAGAUGCUGCAGAAGAGCAGCCAUCUGCUGAAAAGCACUCUGAGAAUCCUCAAACCAAGAAAGAUGCAAAAAGCAACUAUAAAAUGAUGUUUGUUAAAUCCAGUGGUACAUAGCUACAGAUCCAAUCAGCCUUGAAGUACAGUAAGCCUUAUGGUUACAGUGCAAAGUGUUGGACUGCUUACAGCACAGAGCUUUCUAUUAUGGUUUUAAUAAGCCCUUUUAGGAAAAGUUUAGUGUUUGCUUUCCCAGCAUCAUGAAAUAUUUUUCUCAGCAUGGCUGUAUCCAUUUUGUUUUGUAAGUAUAAAGAGGGGAGGGGUGGUAUUUCUCAACCUACUUUGACAUUAUUCUUCUGUCUCCCUUCUUAUUAUGGCUGUUGAACAUUUCUUAAGCUUGUUAAAAUGAUUUAUCGAAAUGAUACCUGGUAUCUUCAUCUGUGAUUUUUUUUCAAAGCAGCGUUCUGUUUGAGUUUUGAAUAAUGUGCAAUUAUUAAAAAUAAUAAUUGAU